AGGACACUCUUUUGUACCCCCCCUGUACACCACCGUCCUACUCCGUGCUCAUUUUUUCUCCCCGGACCGAAGCUCGACUCUCACCUCAGCCACCCACUUUGCCUCGGCUGCAAUAUCGACGAAUUCCAACUAAGUAGCUCAUACCUGACACUGGCCUUGUCGCGAUCGCGUCUCGUUAUUCUCGCCGCCCUCCCUCGUCUCUCCCCCGCUUCACGCGCUCAGUCAUGCCUGCCAACUCUAUGAGGAAGAGAACGAUUGCCGUCCUCGGCUCCCGCUCUGUCGGCAAGUCUUCGCUCAUUGUGCAGUUCAUCGAGAACCACUUUGUCGAGUCCUAUUACCCUACCAUCGAGGCCACCUUCUCCAAAGCUGUCAAGUACAAUGGUGUCGAAUAUGACUGUGAUAUCGUUGAUACCGCUGGUCAGGAUGAGUUCUCACUAUUAAACUCGAAACAUGCUAUCGGUAUCCAUGGCUAUGUCCUCGUUUACUCGAUAACUUCCCGCUCCUCCUUUGAAAUGGUCAAGAUCGUGUAUGACAAGAUUGCAGACUUCUGUGGCAAGAAUGACAUCCCAUGCGUCAUCGUCGGUACCAAGACCGACCUUUCCUCAAGCAGACAGGUGCCCGCCGAUGAAGGCGAGGAAUUUGCCAAGCAAUCCAAAGCUGCCUGGGUCGAGACCAGCGCAAAGAAUAACGUCAAUGUUGGCAAGGUCUUCGAGCUGUGUCUUGCUGAGAUUGAACGUCGUGCGCCCGGUGGUGGUCAGCCGGAGAAACAACCCAAGGAGGGUGGUUGCAUUGUGAUGUAGAUGCACCGCUGGCUCCACCCAACAUCUCCCUCAACCGACCGUUCUCGAUACACGCCCACUUUUGCACUCCGCAAAGGUACACCGAAACCGAACCCAGAUCAUGAACACUUUUCCUUGAAUACGAAGACAUCGUGCGGCUAGCCCGCACGCUUUCUCUCAUAUGCGGUGCUUGCGCUGCACGUCAUUACCCCUCGGGACCAGCAUUAUACGUAUACGUGUAGUAUUUACCUCGCGCCGCCAUAUCCCUGUGACUCCCUGGUUCUUCCGCUAGGAACGAUCGUUCGCUCCCUGUUUUCUGCUCUCCAUCUUAGAAUUUUGCUUCGCGCUGUCCGUCUAAUUCCCUCCAUGCCCCCAUGCCCUCCACCUCCGUGUCUGCUGCCGUUUCUUUUCCUCUCUCUUAAUACAUAUCUGCAUCUGUACUGUGUAAGCUCUCGCCCUCCCCCCAUGCCGCGCCCAUUCCUGUACAAGCGCGCAUAUACGUAGC
Messenger RNA from Coniophora puteana RWD-64-598 SS2, 1284 nucleotides. RefSeq lists its product as uncharacterized. The record is from RefSeq and is a predicted model, not a curated record. Gene Ontology annotation, biological process: small GTPase-mediated signal transduction. Gene Ontology annotation, molecular function: GDP binding; GTPase activity; GTP binding. Gene Ontology annotation, cellular component: plasma membrane. NCBI's taxonomy places the organism in Eukaryota, Fungi, Basidiomycota, Agaricomycetes, Boletales, Coniophoraceae. Bases 225 to 800 code for a protein of 191 amino acids. The transcript is spliced from 5 exons.